CUGACCAUGGCAGAAGAUGAGUUAUUAUAUCCUGGCUUGGAUAAAGUGGCUGGCGAAGAGUUCCUGCAGGCAGCAUUCCAGAUCAUGCUUGAGGAAGGCGUCAGAAAAGGGAUGGAUGCCUCUGAAAAGGUGUGCGAAUGGAAAGAGCCUGAGGAAUUGCAGCAGAUUUUGGACCUGGAUCUAAAAGACUGUGGGGAGCCACAGGAGAAGUUGUUGAAGCGUUGUAGGAAUGUUAUUCGAUACAGCGUGAAAACAUGUCACCCACGUUUUUUCAACCAGCUGUUUUCAGGCCUUGAUCACCAUGCUUUGGCUGGACGGCUGAUCACAGAGAUGCUCAACACCAGCCAGUACACAUAUGAGAUUGCCCCAGUAUUUGUGUUGAUGGAAGAGGUGGUGCUGAAGAAGCUGCGGGAGCUGAUUGGCUGGAAGAAAGGAGAUGGCAUCUUCUGCCCUGGGGGCUCCAUCUCCAACAUGUAUGCCAUGAAUGUGGCACGGUUCCACUGCUUCCCAGACUGCAAGCAGAAGGGUAAUUGGGCAAUCCCAAAACUGGCAGCUUUUACUUCACAGGAGUGCCACUACUCCAUCCAGAAGGGAGCAGCUUUCUUGGGCAUUGGGACAGACAAUGUCUACCUUGUUGCAGUUGAUGAAAAGGGAAAAAUGAUCCCUGCUGAGCUGGAGAAGCAGAUCAAUUGUGCCAAGGCUGAGGGGGCUCUCCCAUUCUUUGUCAACGCCACCUGUGGCACCACUGUCCUGGGAGCCUUUGACCCUGUGGCCAAGAUUGCAGAGGUGUGUGCGAGGCACAGGGUCUGGCUCCAUGUGGAUGCUGCGUGGGGUGGCAGUGCCCUCCUCUCCCAAAGACACCGGCAUCUUCUGCAUGGGAUUGAGAGGGCAGAUUCCGUGGCUUGGAACCCUCACAAAAUGCUUAUGACUGGGCUGCAGUGUUCUGCGUUUCUCCUCCAAGACAGCUCCGGCUUGCUGCAGAGGUGCCACUGUGCCAAGGCCACCUAUCUCUUCCAGACAGACAAGUUCUAUGACAUGGCUUACGACAAGGGGGACCAAACCAUCCAGUGUGGGCGCAAAGUUGACUGCUUCAAGCUGUGGCUGAUGUGGAAGGCCAACGGCACCAAGGGCUUGGAGCAGAGAGUGGACAGGGCCUUUUCCUUCACCAGGUAUCUGGCUGAUGAAAUUAGGAAGAGAGAAGGUUUUCAACUCGUGAUAGAGCCAGAGUUCAUCAAUCUGUGUUUCUGGUAUGUGCCACCCAGCCUACGAGGGCAGGAGGGUUGCACAGAUUACUCUCUAAGACUGGGGAAGGUGGCUCCUGUAAUUAAGGAACAGAUGAUGAAGAAAGGGUCCAUGAUGGUGGGCUACCAGCCACAUGGUGAUAGGGUCAACUUCUUCCGCCAGGUGGUCACCAAUCCAGCAGUCACCAGAGAGGACUUGAACUUCUUCCUAGAUGAGAUUGAGAGACUUGGCAGAGACCUGUAACAGUUCUGCCAUGCUGCUUCUCCUGUCUCCCUC
Molecule: messenger RNA, 1518 nt
Organism: Varanus komodoensis (Komodo dragon)
Lineage: Eukaryota; Metazoa; Chordata; Lepidosauria; Squamata; Varanidae
Gene: CSAD
Product: cysteine sulfinic acid decarboxylase
Exons: 14
Coding region: 7-1485 (492 amino acids)
Biological process (GO): carboxylic acid metabolic process
Cellular component (GO): cytoplasm
Molecular function (GO): sulfinoalanine decarboxylase activity; pyridoxal phosphate binding
Source: RefSeq, a predicted model, not a curated record